Prunus dulcis (almond) is the source of this 2274-nucleotide messenger RNA. RefSeq names its product probable protein phosphatase 2C 40. Lineage: Eukaryota; Viridiplantae; Streptophyta; Magnoliopsida; Rosales; Rosaceae. The coding region runs from base 447 to 2024 and encodes 525 amino acids. Gene Ontology annotation, molecular function: protein serine/threonine phosphatase activity. The transcript has 4 exons. The record is from RefSeq and is a predicted model, not a curated record. Gene Ontology annotation, biological process: protein dephosphorylation.
UUGGCGAAAGAGAGUUAAGAAAGGAAUAAUAGCAGGAAGGAAGCAAAAUAUCGAUUGAGUUCAAAUUGAACUGGGAAAACGGCAUUACCGGUAGGAGCGAAUAGACAAAAAGCCAAAACGCCAGCCAAAGAAAUUCCGCUAAAUUCAGCAAAGACCCUUCCUCACCAUCCAUUCCCUUCGUCUUUUGUGUACCACCCAGAUACAGAUUCUCCACUACCUCUUUCUAUCUCUUUCUCGGUUUCUCUCAUUCUCAGAUCUGCUCUUGCUUGUGCUUUUCUGCUUUUUCUUUCCAAAGUCUUACCCUUUAACACUCCCUCUUACUAUACAACAACAACCCAUCACUCUUUGUAUAUAUAAGUUUCAUAGCACGAGUCACAUUCUGGGUUUGUUUCCAUUUCUCCUGUGGGCGCCUCUUUGUUGAAGACAAAUAAGGUGAGCUAUAGACCAUGCGAGGAGGAAUUAUGAUUAAACCUGAAGGAGAACUAAAAGUAAGCUUUGGCUAUCAAUGCAAUAGCAACAGAGACAGUUCUUGUGAGGAUUCUGAUGAAUAUGAAACCCUGCCUGAACUCCGAAGGAACAGUAGUUUCUCUUGCUUGUCUGGUGCUGCCUUAAGUGCUAAUGCUACUCUGGCAAACACAAAUAUCUGUAAUGGUUUGAUAGGAGCAGAAAUACUUCCCAGUUGGGACUCCCCUAAUUCAUUUCGUAGGGUUCCCUCUUCACCAACUCUUUCAAGGUUGGACAUACUAUCAUCUUCUCUUCAGAGUAGUAUGUCAAACUUAAGUUGCAGUCCAUCUACACCUGAUUCUGAUUCUUACUUAUUGAAAUCCAUGAGUCCUCCUUCCAGAAGUGAAGGUUUUCUUAAUGCCAUGGAAGUGCAAGUGGCAGGUGGAGCUGCUGGUGAAGACAGGGUUCAAGCUGUCUGUUCUGAAGAAAAUGGGUGGCUCUUUUGUGCAAUAUAUGAUGGCUUUAAUGGAAGAGACGCAGCUGAUUUUCUGGCUGGGACACUAUAUGAAACCAUCGUAUUUUACUUUAAUUUAUUAGACUGGGAAUCAAGUCAGGAAUCCAUCAAAGUUUCUAGUGGUCUAGAUUUAGAUGGGUCCCUUCCAUAUAUGGAAGAUGAUAGCAAUACUAUUAACGAAGAAAGAUUUCUACCCCAAAUUUACAGAGACACGGAUUCAAGUGUUGACAAUGUCUCCAAGAAUGCUCCAUGUGCUAAACCAAAAGUAUCCACUAAUUCAUUUAGGCAUGGGGUGCUUGACAGCCUCCAACGUGCUCUUAGUCAGGCUGAAAAUGACUUUCUAUACAUGGUUGAGCAGGAAAUGGAGGAUCGCCCAGAUUUGGUUUCUGUUGGGUCUUGUGUUUUAGUUGUGCUUCUACAUGGGAAGGAUUUGUAUACACUUAAUUUAGGUGACAGCCGAGCUGUUUUGGCAACAUAUGGUGAUGGUGAUUUCAUGAAUGGGAGUGAGAGGCUAAAAGCUAUUCAGCUCACAGAUAGUCAUACAGUUGAUGACGAAGGUGAAAGGAUGCGAGUUUUGUGUGAUCAUCCUGAUGAUCCCAUGACCAUUGUGGCUGGAAGAGUAAAAGGGAAAUUGAAGGUCACUCGAGCUUUUGGGGUUGGUUACUUGAAAAAGAAAAAACUGAAUGAUGCAUUGAUGGGAAUUCUUCAAGUUCGCAACCUUAUGAGCCCACCAUAUGUUUCCACUCAACCAUCGUUGAAUGUGCAUAGAAUAUCAAAAUCUGAUUGUUUUGUUGUAGUUGGGAGUGAUGGUUUGUUUGACUUUUUUACCAAUGACGAGGUGGUAAAGCUUGUCCAUUCCUAUAUCUUGAGCAAUCCCUCUGGUGAUCCAGCUAAGUUUCUGCUCGAGCAGCUUGUAGUAAGAGCAGCCAAUUGUGCAGGUUUCAGUAUGGAAGAAUUAAUGAAUAUUCCAGCAGGAAGGAGGAGGAAGUAUCAUGAUGAUGUAACUGUAAUUGUGAUUAUUCUGGGUACAAAUCAGCGUACUACAAAGGCAUCAACGUGCGUGUAAGAUUUUUUGGGGUGUAAUAUUUUUUAUUUUUGGCAUUCUAGUUUUAGGUUUCAAAUUGUAUAUAUUGGAUAUCAGAUAUGUCCUUCCUCCUGCUCUAUAAUGAUCUUUAUCAUUAUCCAUUUUUGUUUGACAAAAACUGCUUGAUUGCAUUGAUCUGCAAAUUGCUGAUCUUUAUGAUCCCUUGAGAGGCUUGUCAAAGAAGGGCACAGAAUUGUCUGAAUCUUUAUUAUUGUUCACAAAACUUGCAAGC